AUCUCGGCGGAUCUGGUGAUCAGGUUUUGGAGCUGGGAAAAUGGUUAAACUGGGGAACAAUUUCAGCGAGAAGACGAACGGGAAGGUGGUUUCUGAAGACGGCUUUGACACCAUCCCUCUCAUCACACCUCUAGAUGCCAGUCAGCUGCAGUUUCCACCUCCAGAUAAGGUGGUGGUGAAGACAAAGGCAGAUUAUGAUGCCGAGGCCAAGAAGGGGAAGCUACGAUCUCCCAAAAUCGCAGAGUUCUCCAUAAGCAUCAUCGAAGGUGUUUCUGAGCGACUCAAAGUGACCUUGCUGGUGAUCUGUGCCCUGGCCUUCCUGGUGUGUGUGGUGUUCCUGGUUGUCUACAAGGUGUACCAGUAUGAGCAGCCUUGUCCUGACAGCUUCGUAUACACGCAGCAAGGCCGCUGCAUGCCGGCCGGCCUCUACAGUAACUACCCCCCUCAGGGCCCUGGGGGCCGCGGCCGUCUCUUCACCCUCAUCAACCACUACAACAUCGCCAAGCAGACCAUCACCCGGUCGGUAUCGCCCUGGAUGACCAUCAUGUCCGAGGAGAAGGUCACCCAGCAGGAGACGGAGACGGCCCAGAAACUGGCCUAACCCCCCCCCCCUCCACCCCCGGGACAAGGGGGGGCGAGGGAGAGGCCUCCUCUGCUGCCCAGAAAUAAAUAAUAGGGUUGUGCCAUUCAAGCAAACCUCGCAGUCCCGUGGCUUUCUGUGGGUGAAAAAUCGACGUCUCUUGCCCGAGGUGCUCGGCUGCCGUGGUCGCUGCGAUUCGGCCGGCUGAUGUUUGCCGUAACAGGAAAUCUGUGGAAAUUCUGAUCGUGUUUUCAGUGAACGCAGGCGUCGGGUCGGGGCAGAUUCUCGGUUUGUUUGAAUAGCAUAUGUCGUUAUUUAUUUACACUUUGAGACGGAGUGGCCGACGUGUAGAAAAAAAGCCACAGAAA
This is a messenger RNA of Salarias fasciatus (jewelled blenny), 948 nucleotides long. Its product is annotated as neuronal vesicle trafficking-associated protein 1. The record is from RefSeq and is a predicted model, not a curated record. The transcript is spliced from 5 exons. Bases 41 to 601 code for a protein of 186 amino acids. NCBI's taxonomy places the organism in Eukaryota, Metazoa, Chordata, Actinopteri, Blenniiformes, Blenniidae. Gene Ontology annotation, biological process: clathrin coat assembly; endosomal transport. Gene Ontology annotation, cellular component: endosome; membrane. Gene Ontology annotation, molecular function: clathrin light chain binding.